Messenger RNA from Sphenostylis stenocarpa, 384 nucleotides. Lineage: Eukaryota; Viridiplantae; Streptophyta; Magnoliopsida; Fabales; Fabaceae. The record is from the annotation of a GenBank genome assembly.
AUGGGACGCGUUGGUCCAAACUUAAAUUCGAAACCACAAAAAUGGGUGUGGGAUCUUCUCGUUGUUCGAGUGAGCAGCCACCCACCCUUUGGCGAAGAGAUGGAGACACAAUCUUGUGAUGGUAAGCCCCAGGUGAAGGCCACAUUUCGUCUUGGCUCAGAAUCAUACACUGUUGAGGCAAAAAAAGGUUCUUUAUCAGAGCAAUUGGUUUCACUGAAAGAGGAAAGCAUGACCAUAUUGAAGGAUUUCAUAACAAAGCAUAAUGUUCCUCAUGAUGUACCAGAUGAGUCAUUAGAAGCUUUUUCUUCAGAGGAUGAUGAUGUUGAAGUUGAUGAUAUUCCUGAGAAGCCUCAAGAAAAGUCUAAGAAAACUAAGUUGACUUAG